GGAGUUCCGAAGUAAGAACGUAAACAGAAAUGGCGGCUAUCAAAAAACACGGAAGUGAAACAUGACAAAAUCCGAGCUUCAAAUAAAGGAUUUCCUGAGAAAUUUAGAAAUAUCACUCCUCGUCACAUCAUCACUGUAAUGCCUCAAGUACAUGUGUUAUAAUGGAGCAAUUAUACAACAAGUUUGUGGAAACAUGGAAUGCAGAAUUUCCUCAAGAAGACCCACCGUUACUUGACCUACAUGGCUGUAUUUCAACUUCAGCUGAUGGAUUCGAGUCAGUAAAUAUAACCCAUCUUGGAAAAUUUUAUAAUGAAUCAAGGGAAACUUCGAAGAGGCUAAGGCGAGAGUUAAAAAAGGCUGAGCUUAUAGAAAACUUUUGGCACACUCUCAUGAAAGACUGCAAUGGAUUUGAAUCUUCCGAAUACUCACCAAGAAAAAGUACAAGUAGAAAAAAACAUCUCUCAAGUUCAAAUGACUAUGACAGAAAAUCAUCAGAUGAAGUUGGAGGAAGGAAAUAUUCUUUGUUGGAUGGUCUUGGAAAAUGUGUGGACUCCACCUUAGAAACUUUUGUUAAUAUUGGUAUGGGUGGUGAUGUUAUUGAUGUAACUGAUAAUCAUGAAAUCCAGGUGAACGCGGUAGUAAGCGGUAAUCAAUAUCUUAGAACAGAUAAUGAGUCAAGUGAUGGAGCUACUGGAGAUAACCUAGUAACACAGGUAUGUGAUAAUCACAGACGGGACUCCGGUAGCACACCAAACAGAGAGCACAAUUCAUAUAGGCCUAUUAAUGCUGGGGUUCUAGACAAUGAAAGAAAAGCGCACAGUGAUGAUGAUGAGGAAGAUGAAGUAAAUUAUGAAAAUCAGUGCACCAGAAAAUUAUCAGCGUCAACAGAAAGAACACCCUCUGCAAAGCCUGCCAUUCCUCCUCGAAGACCAAGAGCUGAACAUCCAGUUAGACCGAAACCUCCCACAGUCCCCCGUGGUAUAAAACUCAGUCCCAGUUCCAAUCAUCGUAGCCCACACAGAAGUAAAGGGGAACCAGUUCAAACGAAAGUAAAUCGAGGAAAGCAUGAUUUAAACAUAGGGAACGUAACAACAAGGGCAUGCACACCUGAGACUAACCUCGAUGAAUUGACAGGAACAAAUUCUUUUGACAAUUCUUCCACUGCUUCCUUAAGUGAAUCAACUAGCUCCCACAAAACUGUUGAGGUGCAGGACAAAGACAUGUUAAGAAAAUUCAGGUUGAGUGAUGGAGGAAAAGAAAAGCGUGGAAGUGGUGAAGUAAUAUCAACAGGGUACAAACACCUUAGCGGUGAAUUAGACACAGUGAGUAGUCCUAGUGAAAAAAUCACAGAAUCUAGUCAGAAACUAUCCCCAGAGUCUAAUAAAGAUCCCAAAAACAGGAAACGAUUGAGGUCUAAUGACUAUGAGAAUUUUUCUGUGGACUUUCUCCUAACAAGGAGAACACCAGUGUUUGAAUUGGACGAUGAAGAUGACCGUGAUAAUCGUGGCUCGGACAUUUAUGACAAUGUAGGCUCCACGGGGACCAAAAAAUCUAGUGACUCAAGCUUCUCUAGUGCAGACUCGACCUCAAUCACUAGUCUUACUAGUGGAGAGGUGUGUGAUUCCAACACAAAUGGUCCUGAUUCUUCAGAGAGUGCUCUCAAGAAACGACCUGGAGAUGACAGCACAUCUCAGAAUACCCAAACAGGUAUGGAUCUGGAAGAUACAGAAAAUACUCAACAGAAAGACGAGGUUGAUGGGAAGUGUCAUGUGAUCACGGAGGCUCCAGGGGGAGACUCGGAGGACACAAGUGAUACUGACGUGCCUGAAUUGUCCAGAACUAUGAGCCUUAGUAGUUCAAAGAAGAUCAGAGACCAGAAACUUCACAUGAGGAAAAUUCUAGUCAAAGGAAUUCUGGAGAGUGAGAGGACCUAUUUAUCCUUGCUUAAAGAUAUAACAGAGCUUAAACGGAAGAUACAGAACCAGAUAACCAAUUUAAGAGAUACCCCAAUGUGUUCAAUGGAGGAUGUAACCACCAUAUUUUACCAGGUGGAAGAAAUCCAUGUUCAACAUGGUAACUUCGUGGAGAAGCUACAGGCCAAAGUGGAUGCCUGGUCAGAUAUCCAGAAAGUUGGAGAUACGUUUAAGGAGCUAAUUGUUUAUUUUCCUAUGUAUAUGAAAUAUGUUAAUCACACCCACGAAGCAGCAGAAUGUAUACUGAAAUGUAGCAACAAUAACGAGGAGUUCCGAAAGCUGGUCUCCUCUGUUACAUUAACCAAUGGAGGCCAGCAUACACUGCAAGAACUUUUAUUUACACCUGUUCAGAGGCUUCAGAGAAAUACUCUAGUCAUACAUGAUCUCCUGAAUUAUACACCAGAAGAUCAUGAUGAUUAUAAAGUCCUGAUGAAGACCUUAGAUUUGGCUGACCAUAACUUAAAGAACUUUGCCACUAAACCAGAUUCAGAAAUAGCAAAUACAGAAGACCAUCUGGUGAAGAGUGGCUUUGUUGUGGAGAUGGUAGGAAACUCCAGAAAACUUAGAUUUCUUUUCUUGUUCACCGAUGUCCUUGUGUGUACUAAGCACAAGCAAACAGGAAGAAAUCGUGUAAAUGUAUUUGAAGUGAAAUGGUUUCUGCCAGUACCACAUAUCACCAUGGAAACUAAGUUGGAUAAGGUGUUCUCAAUCAAAGAAGACACAGAGAGCAUGAAAAAGAAGAUUGUCAGUUUGAAAGCUGAGCUGAGGAAAGAGAUGAAGAUCCAUGAUGACAAGGGAGAGAGGACAUCCUGGUUAUCGUCUGGUACCAGGACAAUGGAGAAAUUAAAAAGGAAAAUCGAAGAACAGGAAGCUGCUUUGAUCCUUGCUUCGCCUCAUCUGCCAUUACAAUUCACAAUGAAGGAGGACUCCAAAAAUCACUGUAUCCUGCUGUCUACUGAUUACGAGAGAGAGGAGUGGAGGGAUGCUGUGUAUGCUCAACAGAACCAUCAUCAUAGUGGAUUUUACAGACAAUUGAGUGGCCAUGAUGUCCAGGCCAAAAUCAAUGAAAGCAAACAGCUUCCGCAAGUUAACAAUGUAGGAAAUGUUUUGAUGAAGAAAGAUGAUGAGAUGCUGAAUGGAUCCCUAAAUGUCACAAUACAUAAAAUGGAUGGCCUUGAGAGUCCUUGUGACACCUAUGUACAGCUUCAUCUAGAUUCCUAUGGCUAUUUCUUCAUGCAAGCCAAGACUCGUCCCUGUGUGAACUCAAUUGAGCCAAACUGGGACCAGGAUUUUGAGUUAGAACUGGAGGGAUCUCAGACACUGAGAAUUCUGUGUUACACUGUAAACAGAGAGGGAGAAGAUGAGCUGAUUGGCAGAAGUGCACUCGAGCUCAGUAGAGCUUGGCUCAGUAGCAGUUUCAAAGAACAGAAAAUCAGUAUGAACACACUAUCACUGAUGAUCUCGGUGAGACACACACCAGCCACAAAAACACUGAAGAGGUCUCCCUCCAAAAUCCAGGGAGGUUUGUUUGGAACCAAGAUUGGGGUUGUCUGCAAUCGAGAACGCAAGCCAAUUCCAAGUUUUGUCACUGCUUGUAUCAAGGAAGUAGAAGCCAGAGGAAUGGAAGAAGUUGGUGUGUACAGAAUUUCUGGUGUGACAUCAGAGAUACAGAGGAUUAAGAAAGCAUUUGACAAAAAUUUAGACAGUAAAUGGGUCCCAGUGUAUCUGAGAGCAGGCUUGAACCUCCUGGGAGACAGUGACAUUCAUGCAGUGACUGGGGUUCUCAAACUCUACUUCAGGGAGCUGCCAGAACCACUCUUUACUGAAGCCAGCUACAAACAAUUCAUAGCUACAAUAGGAUUGCAUGAUGGUGAUUCAAAAGAAAAAGUCUUUCUUCAACUUCUACAUGACCUUCCAAACGAGAACUACUACUGCAUAGUGGCUAUAGUGGAGCACUUAGUCAGGGUCAGUAAGUAUGAGAGUAGUAAUAAAAUGUCAUUAAGUAACCUAUCGACGGUGUUCGGCCCAACCCUCCUUCACCCUGCGGUCAGUGACCAACAAAACCCCGCCCAGCUGAUGCAGGAUGCCCAGGAUGUGUUUCUACAGGCAGGAGUACUGUAUUUCCUCUUACAGAUGGUUGCCAAUGGAAAGAGCAUCAGGAGAUGUGAGUCAGCCAUUGAAAUGCAUGGAGAGGAUAGGCUGGUAUAGGGUGGAUGUAGAAAAAAAGUGGAUAUAGGGAUAGGCUGAUGUAGAGUGGAUUUGAUAGAACAGUGGAUCAGUUACGCUUAGAUGGAUAGACAAUGGAAGAUCACGCUUCAUUUGAGAGAUAACAUGACUUACUUGCGAUAAGUGGUAGAGAAGAAUGGACUGUGGAAGUUCAUUCUGUAAUGGAGAGAGAACAUGACUCCAGUUGAAAAUAUCUGCUACUGUUCAAGAGAAAAAUUAAAUGAAAAUGAUAUUUAAUUUAUGGAUCUUAAAAUCAGCUUCAAAUGAAAUAUAAAUGAUAUGUAAUUGUUGAAAGUAUUAGAAUUUUGAAAGGGAAACAUUUUAGUCAGACACAUUUGACUUUCAUUUUGAUAUACAACCAUGACAUUGAAAUAUCAAACCUUAUGUAUAAAAAUCACCAAUAUAUAGAUACCCAUAUUGGGAAUAAUUAUCAUGAGAAUAAAAUUGAUAUAACAGUAAUGUACAUAUAUUUGAGGAGAUUUUUUUUAUUGUUUUUUUCAAAUUAUUAUGAACAUAAUCAAGAAGAUUUUAUAGUUGCAUAAUAAAGAAGGAAAAAAAGUAAUUUUUGAAAAAAAAGAAUCAUACCUUUUGUCAUGCAACCCUGCACCAGUAGUAUGAAUUUGUUUCAUUGCAUACAAAUUCAUUUCCCUGAUUUUGUAUGAAUUGGACCAACCAUACAAUGUAUGUUCUAUUCUUGUUAAUUUAUGUAUUUUUUAGAUUGUUGUUGUGUAAGCUUAUUUGUAUUUAAACUUUAAACAAGAACCAUAAAGGCCAGACUUGCCUUAUAAGUGUUUAAUAUAUGUAUAUUAUAAAAUACAAAUAUCAUGUAGAAAUAUUCCUGUAUUCAUUAUGCCCAGAAUUUGACUACUGUGAUAAAUUAUAGAGGACCAUUUUAUCAGUCUUCAUUUAGUUAUAUUUACAUUUCCAAAUAUUUUUCCUUAACAUUCUUUGCAAAUUAGAAGGCUGUUCAUUUUCUCAUGAACUACCAUGCAUGAGUAUGAAUAUCUCCAUUGUUACGUCAUAAUACCUUACUUGACGUCAAAACUAUAGUACAAACUGUUUUGCUUUAAAAAUGACAGUUGAAUGGCGUUAUUUGUGGUAACUCGUCAGAAAAUAAUGUAAAUAUAAGAAAUGAAUUUAACUUUGAAAAUUCUUGAGGUAUAUGAUCUACAAUGCUUCACGCCGGCAUAUUUA
Messenger RNA from Saccostrea echinata, 5393 nucleotides. RefSeq names its product active breakpoint cluster region-related protein-like. Gene Ontology annotation, biological process: intracellular signal transduction; positive regulation of GTPase activity. Gene Ontology annotation, molecular function: GTPase activator activity; guanyl-nucleotide exchange factor activity. The transcript has 25 exons. Gene Ontology annotation, cellular component: membrane. The coding region runs from base 162 to 4181 and encodes 1339 amino acids. Lineage: Eukaryota; Metazoa; Mollusca; Bivalvia; Ostreida; Ostreidae. The record is from RefSeq and is a predicted model, not a curated record.